Molecule: messenger RNA, 672 nt
Organism: Fusarium sp. VM40
Lineage: Eukaryota; Fungi; Ascomycota; Sordariomycetes; Hypocreales; Nectriaceae
Source: the annotation of a GenBank genome assembly
AUGAGUGAAGAACUAUGCCCACUUUCGACUAUGUUCGAGCUCCGUUAUAAGGAAGCCUGGACGAUUUGGCGUCAGGGGGACAACGACGCUGCCGAGCUCAUGGCGCGCGAACUGCUCCAAGAACCCCGUCUCGGGCGAUUUCACCAGGCCGGCAUGCAUAUGCUUCUGUCAACCGCGUCUCAUUACUACGUAGAGCACGCCCUAGAGGCAGUCCGCCUCUUCACCGAGAUCUCUAUGCGCAAUGAUCUCACCGACAGCGAGCGAGAGGGCGUGACCAAGAGCCUCAACCGUGCCAACAAGCUGUUGGACAGGGCUCGGCUCGAUCAGACCAGGAUCGAUUACGAGAUCCAGAAGAAACUUAACAACGGCAUGACGAUGGAUGAGCUUCAUGAUGCUCAGAUCAAGGAAAUGAAUCAGCGCCUCGAUGCUGAAGAAGAAGAGGCUUCCGGGGCGGUCGAUGAGGACACUGGAUCUCGCAGCCAGAGUAUCCCUGACAGCCAGGCUAAGACGACCGAUGAAUCUCAGCGUACCGAGUCCCAGCGUACCGAGUCUCAGCAACCUGAUUCCCAGAACACAGUGAUUACUAUGGAUCUCGAUGACAACGAUCCUCUCCCUGAUAUUGUCCGAUACAACUUUGGCAACGAUCAGGAGAAGGAUUCUGAUAAGAUCUGA